Messenger RNA from Paramisgurnus dabryanus, 1154 nucleotides. Its product is annotated as dehydrogenase/reductase SDR family member 11-like. Gene Ontology annotation, molecular function: oxidoreductase activity. The record is from RefSeq and is a predicted model, not a curated record. NCBI's taxonomy places the organism in Eukaryota, Metazoa, Chordata, Actinopteri, Cypriniformes, Cobitidae.
AUGUUGCCCUUAGGAUAUUAUCAACCACUUGGCAAAAUCAGGAGAGCCUAUACGGAACUGUACGAAAACGAGUAAACUUUUGCUGUUAUGUUUCGCUGGAAAGGCAGAGUUGCUCUUGUUACUGGUGCUUCUGUGGGAAUUGGAGCUGCAAUAGCCAAAUCUCUUGUCCAGCAUGGCAUGAAAGUGGUUGGUUGUGCCAGAAACGUGGAACAAAUAGAGAACGUAGCAUCAGAAUGUGUCAAGAGUGGAUUUGGUGGCACUUUAAUUCCAUAUAAAUGUGAUCUGUCUGUAGAAGAAGAAAUCUUGUCCAUGUUUUCCUCUAUCAAAGUUCAACAUCAUGGCGUUGACGUGUGCAUCAAUAACGCUGGCUUGGCUCAUCCAGACUCUAUAUUAACUGGCAAAACCAGUGGCUGGAAAGCUAUGCUGGAUGUAAAUGUGAUCGGACAAUCAGUGUGCACUCGUGAGGCUUACCAGUCCAUGAAAAAAAGAAAUGUUGAUGACGGUCAUAUCAUUAACAUCAACAGCAUGUCUGGACACAGAGUUAUGCACAAUAGUGACCUUCGCUUCUAUGCUGCUACCAAAUAUGCUGUGACUGCUCUCACAGAAGGUUUGAGACAAGAGUUACGAGAGGCUAAGGCCCACAUACGUGCCACGUGUAUAUCUCCUGGUCUUGUGGAGACAGAAUUUGCCUUUCGACUUUUUAAACACAAACCAGAGAUGGCUGCUGCAACCUAUAACAAUUUAAAGUGCCUGGAAGCUGAUGACGUAGCCUCUGCAGUUGUGUAUGUACUGAGUGCUCCUCCACAUGUUCAGAUUGGUGACAUUCAGAUGAGGCCUGUAGAACAAAUAUAUUGAUUAUCAAAUUAAAAGUUUACAGAUUGUUAUGUAAUAGUGGCAAAACAAUUUGUUGCAAUUGUUGCAAUGCAGUUUGUAACGUAUUUUCAGUAACUCAUUUUCAGAAAAUGUGAGAGUUACAUGUCUUGCAAAAUGAAUAAUCUGUGUAAUUUAUUUAGCUUAGUUUCAAAAAGUUGAUAAUAAACAAUAAUUAAUGAGAAAGUUUAAGACUUUUUUAUAUUAUUUAUUUCAGCUUUGACUUUACAUGUCAAAAUCACAGUUUUAAACAGCUGUACGCUACUUACCAUAAUCAUGGACAA